AUGAUGCUGGAAAUGGGUCUGGAACUAUCCCAAAAGGCUCCCAAGCAGAACGUGGGGCUACAGAGCCUGCAGGAAAAACACAGCACCGGCCUACUGGAUCACGAAAACGGCGCCAGCACCAGCGAUGCCGAAGCGGAGCCGGCCAACCGACAGGAACAAUCCCAGCCGAACUUCAACCAGGAGGACCUGGGCCAGGGCCCGGCCGAACUGAUCGACCCGGGGGAAGUCAGCGUCUCGGUGGCGCGCUGA
Messenger RNA from Geodia barretti, 249 nucleotides. The record is from the annotation of a GenBank genome assembly. Lineage: Eukaryota; Metazoa; Porifera; Demospongiae; Tetractinellida; Geodiidae.